AUGGCUGCACAUGUCGAGGGGCAGGUCAUGCCGGCGCUGCCUGCUCACGUCCUCAGCCCCGUUCACUCAGUCACUCCUCGUCCUGACUCUGAAAAGGCUUCUGAACGUCCUUCGGCGGAUCUAACUCGCUCUGCAAGCUACACCUACAUCUCAGAGUUGCAAACAGGAAGAGAGAUCCGUCCCCCUGCCAUCAAGCGAACCUUCUCAGAGAAUGUCCUCUCGCUGCCGCCUGACCCUUCAGCCAAGUUGAACGACCUACUCAGUUCUGCGAACAUGGUUCUCUUCCGCAGAGCAUCUAAAAAGGCCAAAAAGAGGAUGUCGACCGCUAUUUUCUCGCUGCCCCCAGACGAGGAAGAUGCCCAAACACGAACAAGCAGGAAGUCGUCUUCUGAAAAGGAGGAACCUGCGAAGAGUCUGAGAGGAUCGGUUACAGGCACCAUCCGCACGUUGGCUCGCAAAUCCUGGGUUGGCUCUUCGUCGCGGCCUGCAUCCCCUGCGCGCAAAGAGGGCGAACUGGUGGGAAGAACUAGGAGUUUGUCGCCGAGCAAGGUCAAGGCCGAUGAAGAGCAGGAAGUUUCAACCGUCUCUGAUCUCUCCACCGUGCCAUCUGUUUCGGCCACGUCAUCUGCUGAGUCGCAAAACCAGACUAGGGCUCGGGGCAAUCAACCUGACCCUUCUCAGUCCAAGAAGAAAAAGGGCAGCAGUCCAAAACGUCUAUCGAGAAAUGCUUCAUCGCAGUCACUAAAGAGCCAAGGUUCGACAGAAAAAUCGCAGUCUAGAAUUUCUCUGGUUAGAUUACCACCUUUACCGAGCCCACACUCCUCCGAACGACUGGCGACGCUUGGUUUUGAGGCUGGCAAGAAGAAGGACCCGCUAUGGUCGGCUUUUCGGACGAUCGACGGUGAGUACACGAAUUUUCACAGCAGGGCAAGUCUUCAGAAAGCCAGGAUACUCCGAGGCACUUUGCAGCCGUUUCUGAAGAAAUACGCCAACCAUCCUUCCAACCAUGACCUUCGCGCCGAGGACUUAGAUCGCCGGGUGGUUAUCCUGAAUAAAUGGUGGACUGGUCUCCUUGAGCUGCUUCAUGGAACGAGCAAUCAGGCAAUUGCGGGAACUGAUCGACCGGCAUUCUUGGAAACAGCCACUAUGAUCAUGUUACGCCCCGAAUGGAGAGUGCCGGUGCACAUGUCUCCCAUCGGCGAGUCUACUGUACCCUGUUCGAUAUCGAAGUCAAAGUCCAGCAAUUCUCUAGAAUCGGACGAGGCGGAUUUCCUCACUGACACCAUUCAUCGGAACGUGCGGAACGUGUUUGUCCAGAACUUGCUCUCACAAAUGGCAUUUGUGGUGGAAAAGGUUUCUAUCAAAACUGCACCAGCGAGCCUGGUCACCUUCGCAGGGAAAACAUGUGCAUAUGCCUUCUUCUUUUGCCCAGGCAUGGCGGACUUGCUGGUCAGGUCGUGGCGCCUGCCUUCUGCCGUCGUGAAACGGACUUUCAACGAGCUGGGAAUUACUCGUGGCUACAAACUGGACUUGGUCUCGACCGCUCUGGCCGGACACUUCCCAACUGCGGUACGCAGUCUGUCCGUUUCAUCGCAGGCAGCUCUUAUGCGCCAUUUGCAACAGCGCGGUCAGAUGCCUCCUGGCUGGAACGGAACCGAAUGGGGCCUUAACUGGGUCGCACGAUGGUCCGGACGAGACAGUGACUUGUUCUUUGCGUUUGUCAAUCAGUACCACCUGUUGGUGUCGGACUUCCUCCCAGAAGAGAUAUCGACAAAAGACCGUGCUGGAAUUCCUGGGUUCGUUCCGGUAUGUGCACAGAUGUUGGUCGUCCUUGAGAACACCAUCUAUCGACAGGCUGGACAACCUGUCGUCGACAAUUAUUCUUCGGGCGCAGGUUAUCCCAUGGACCAAGCAGAUGCGAGGGCCCCGCUGCCCAUGACCAUGGCAAACGCUACCCGAUCGAUUGCGGAAAACCGGCUCAUCAUCCUUCUGAGAUAUGUACUCAGCGACCCUCAACCUGACCAUGCACCCUUCCGAAAUUUGUUUCUUGGGACCUUUGACAUCAUCACCAAAUGCGCCACGCGCAACAUCUCCCUGUACAACAAUGAAGCUUGUUUUGUUAUUUGCGAUUUCAUGGAGGAAGUGCUCCCCAUCAUGCUACGCUACCAUCAGACCUACAACGACACUCCAGUUCUUGAUUGGCCGUUCUGGAUGCAGGUCUGGAAGCAAAUGAUGCAGAGCGAAACCAGCCUCACCCAGAUCCGGUUGAUCGCAUUCCUGUACACUACAUGGUCCAUUUUAAUUCUUAAUGAAGACAGAAAACGCGAGCUCGUCCUCGACUGGCUCUUGGAUGAGGCGAAUUUCGAGAGGAACUUUUGUCAUUGGUCCCCAAUGGUCCGCCACUACUUCUACCGACUCUUGUGUUGGAGGGUGGCCCGGUAUGAUGAGGAGGUAUCGGAGCUGGACUUGGAAAUUUUGGAAACGCUUUCACUGCGCCUGAAGAAGUGCUGGGCACAUUAUCAAUACCUCGUUGCCGAAGCUGAAAUGCGAGGCCUCCUUCCGCCAUCCUCAGCUCCUUGUACUCCUGCGCCUAGCCGAAUGCUUGUGAUCCUUCGCACGGACAGCCAGCCGAUCUUGUCAGCCUCGAAGAUGGAUUUUGAGAGUCGCCUGCCUCCUGCGGUGGUCACCCAGGCUUCUCCUUACCAAAAUCAUUCUUCGGCCCUGAGCACAAUCCCCUCCGCCGACGAACCACGUCAGGGAAACAAGAAGCGAUGGAGUCUCUUCCGUGGACUGACUGCCUUCGGAGCGAGCUCGGGAAAUAGCCGACCUGGAGAAGUGACGCCACCGGGCAGUCCUGACGAAAACGGCUCGACUCCAGGCGGCGACAAUACGCCGGGCCCCAAUAGUGCCAUUACCGCGAAUCGACCAUAUCGACCUGACACCCCUCCGCAUCAAGCGUUUUCCUUCAAGUUCUCGCUCGAGUGGCUUGGUAUGGGUAAUAGCUUGGAGCGCCGAAGCCAGAACCGACUGUUGACAAUUCCACAACUCCCACACAACGCGGAAACGAUCCUACGCUCACGACAGAACUGUAACGUCAAAAACAGUGGCGAAACUGCCGGCAGUGAGUCGAAAAUGGAGACAAGAAAACCAGAAGUGAAACCACUCAAACCGCGGGAUCAUGAACUGAACACGGCUCGUUACUCUGGACGAGCACUCGCCGAAUGGGCCCAUGUGGUACAUGAUUGCCGGAGCUUCUAUAGCCGACGCAAGCAGGAUGGCGUGCCACGAGACUCCUUGGUGGAGACGCCGACCAUGGGCGUCGAGAAUUUCCGAUUCAUGGGUUGA
This is a messenger RNA of Exophiala dermatitidis NIH/UT8656, 3345 nucleotides long. RefSeq lists its product as uncharacterized. The coding region runs from base 1 to 3345 and encodes 1114 amino acids. Lineage: Eukaryota; Fungi; Ascomycota; Eurotiomycetes; Chaetothyriales; Herpotrichiellaceae. The transcript has 2 exons. The record is from RefSeq and is a predicted model, not a curated record.